AUGGAGUCAAGGUUAAUCCUGCUCCUUCUGCACCUGCUGCUGCUCCUCACGGUAGCCCAACGCUCUCUAGGAGCCCUGGCGCCCAAGGACAGCAGCAGCGCUGCCAGCGCCAUGUUGGGCGGAGGCGUGAGCCUGUCCAGCGAUUAUACAUCCCUGUUGGCAGCCGCACUUCCGGUUGCCUCGUCGCCGGCUCCGGCGCACAGUGGACCCGUGAAUCAGUGCAGCUGGACGUAUAACGGGAGCAGUGGGGUGCAUUGUGCCCUGAGGCUGAUUGAGAGGCAGCCGGGAUUGGAUUUACAGGGUGCCGAUGGCAGCAGCCAGUUGACCAUCAAAUGCAGCGAUCUCUAUCUCUUUGAGUCCACACUGCCCAUCGCCGUCUUUGCCCGUCUCCAGACUCUGGACACGCUUCGCUUGGAGUCGUGCAAACUGCUGCAGUUGCCGAACAAUGCCUUUGAGGGAUUGACCACACUGAAAUCCCUCAAGCUGAGCACACGGAAUGCCGAAUGGGGUCCGGCCAAGGCGUUGGAGCUCUAUCCGGAUUCCUUGAAUGGCCUAAAGCAGCUGACGGAACUCGAUCUGAGUGAUAAUAAUCUGCGGGCUCUGCCCGCCGGAUUCCUCUGUCCAGUGGGCAAUUUGCAGUCCCUGAAUCUGACAAGGAAUCGGAUUAGGACGGCAGAGCAAUUGGGAUUCGCGGACAUGAAUUGCAGCGGAGCAGCCGGAAGUGGAAGUGAGUUGCAGUUUCUCGAUGCGAGUCACAAUGAGCUCAGGUCCAUCACAGAGACUUGGGGCAUCUCCAGGUUGCGGCGCCUGCAACAUUUGAAUCUGCAGCACAACAACAUCUCGGAGCUAUCUGGAGAGGCUCUGGCGGGAUUGGCAUCCCUGAGGAUUGUCAACCUGAGCAACAAUCACCUGGAGACGCUGCCCGAGGGUCUCUUUGCCGGGAGCAAGGAACUCCGGGAGAUUCAUCUGCAGAACAACGAGUUGUAUGAGCUGCCCAAGGGUCUGUUCCAUCGUCUGGAGCAGCUGCUGGUCGUGGAUCUCUCCGGGAAUCAGCUGACCUCGAAUCACGUGGACAACACCACAUUCGCCGGCCUCAUCCGUCUGAUUGUGUUGAAUCUGGCUCACAAUGCACUCACCCGGAUCGAUUAUCGCACCUUCAAGGAGUUGUACUUCCUGCAGAUCCUGAAUCUGCGCAACAAUUCCAUUGGCCACAUCGAGGACAAUGCCUUUCUGCCCCUCUACAAUCUGCACACUCUGAAUCUCGCCGAGAAUCGACUCCACACGCUGGAUGACAAGCUCUUCAACGGACUCUACGUGUUGUCCAAGCUCACCUUGAACAAUAAUCUGAUAAGUGUUGUGGAACCGGCUGUGUUCAAGAACUGUUCCGACCUCAAGGAGCUGGAUCUCAGCUCGAACCAGUUGAACGAGGUGCCACGGGCCUUGCAGGAUUUGGCCAUGUUGCGUACUCUCGAUCUGGGCGAGAAUCAGAUACGCACCUUCGACAAUCAGAGCUUCAAGAAUCUGCAUCAGUUGACGGGACUGCGACUCAUCGAUAACCAGAUUGGCAACAUCACCGUGGGCAUGUUCGCCGAUCUGCCCCGGCUGAGUGUCCUGAAUCUGGCCAAGAAUCGCAUCCAGAGCAUUGAGCGAGGAGCCUUCGAUAAGAACUACGAGCUGGAGGCGAUUCGCUUGGAUCGCAACUUUCUCUCGGACAUCAAUGGAGUCUUUGCCACAUUGGUUUCACUGCUCUGGUUGAAUCUCUCGGAGAAUCAUCUGGUGUGGUUCGACUACGCCUUCAUUCCCUCCAAUCUCAAGUGGCUGGACAUACACGGCAAUUAUAUUGAAGCUUUGGGCAACUACUACAAAUUGCAGGAGGAGAUUAGGGUCAAGACUCUGGAUGCCAGUCACAAUCGCAUUACAGAGAUUGGUCCCAUGUCCAUACCAAACACCAUUGAGCUGCUCUUCAUCAACAACAAUCUCAUAGGCAAUGUUCUGCCCAAUGCCUUUGUGGACAAGUCCAAUCUGGCCCGUGUCGAUCUCUAUGCGAAUCAGCUGAGCAAGUUGCAACUGCAACAGCUGCGCAUUGCUCCCGUGGUGGCACCAAAGCCACUGCCGGAGUUCUAUCUAGGCGGGAAUCCCUUUGAGUGUGACUGCACCAUGGAUUGGCUGCAAAGGAUCAAUAAUCUGACGACUAGGCAGCAUCCUCGCGUCAUGGACAUGCCCAACAUUGAGUGCGUCAUGCCACAUGCUCGUGGUGCUGCAGUGCGUCCACUCAGUGCUCUGCGUCCCCAGGAUUUCCUCUGUCGCUACGAGUCGCAUUGUUUCGCCUUGUGUCAUUGCUGUGACUUUGACGCCUGCGAUUGCGAGAUGACGUGUCCACACAACUGCACCUGUUACCACGAUCAGAUCUGGUCAACGAACGUCGUCGAUUGUGGCAAUCAGUUGACCAUGGAGCUGCCACGUCGUGUUCCCAUGGACUCUAGCAUCGUUUAUUUGGAUGGCAACAAUUUUCCCGUGUUGAAGAAUCACGCAUUUAUCGGGCGGAAGAAUCUGAAAGCUCUCUAUGUGAAUGGCAGUCAGGUGGCAUCCAUACAGAAUCGCACAUUCGCCAGUCUGGCAACGCUGCAGCUGCUGCAACUGUCCGACAAUCGUCUUCAGACCUUGCACGGUUACGAGUUUGAGCAACUUUCGGCCUUGAAGGAACUUUACCUGCACAAUAAUCAGCUGGAGAACAUUGAGAACGGAACUUUGGCGCCUCUGGUCUCCUUGGAGCUGCUGCGUCUCGACGGCAAUCGUCUGGUCACACUGCCCAUCUGGCAGCUGCAUGCCACACACUUUGGCCAGCGAUUGCGGGCUAUUUCCCUGGGCCGGAAUCAAUGGAGUUGCCGCUGUCAGUUUCUCCAGGCUCUCACCUCCUACGUGGCGGACAAUGCGCUGAUUGUCCAGGAUGCCCAGGACAUCUACUGCAUGUCCUCCGCCGCUGGUCAUCAGAACACGCCCUACGAGUCUGGCUCCUCCUCGUCACCACAGAAGCGCGAACUGGACUUCAAUUCGACGGGAGCCGCUUGCACGGAUUACUAUUCCGGCGGAUCGAUGCUGCAACACGGCAUACCCGAGUCCUAUAUACCCUUGCUGGCAGCUGCCUUGGCCCUCGUCUUCCUACUGGUCGUCGUCAUCAUUGUGUUCGUCUUUCGGGAGUCCCUGAGGAUCUGGCUCUUUGCCCAUUACGGCGUACGGGUUUUCGGUCCUCGCUGCGAGGAGUCGGAAAAACUCUACGACGCCCUGUUGCUGCACUCGGCCAAGGACUCGGAGUUUGUGUGCCAGCACCUGGCCAGUGAGCUGGAGACGGGUCGUCCGGCGCUGCGAGUGUGCUUGCAACAUCGUGACCUGGCCCACGAUGCCACGCACUAUCAACUGUUGGAGGCGAGUCGCGUCUCCAGGCGUGUCGUCAUCUUGUUGACCCGCAACUUUCUGCAGACGGAAUGGUCACGUUGUGAGCUGCGCAGAUCCGUGCACGAUGCACUGAGGGGCAGGCCACAGAAGCUGGUCAUCAUCGAGGAGCCGGAGGUGGCCUUUGAGGCGGAGAGCGACAUUGAGUUGUUGCCGUAUCUAAAGACGUCCGCCGUGCACCGCAUUCGUCGCACCGAUCGCCAUUUCUGGGAGAAACUGCGCUAUGCUCUGCCUGUGGAUUAUCCCACCUAUCGGGGCAAUAACUACACCCUCGAACUGGAUCACAAUCAUGAGCGCAUCAAGCAGCCAGCGAGUCCCGGACUCCUGUAUCGCCAGGCGCCUCCUCCAGCCUAUUGUGGUCCUGCUGAAGCGUCAGCUGCCACAGCUGCCACAUCUGCCACAGCUGCCACAGUUGCCGAGCAGAACUAUUCAACGGCUACGACAGCCACGCCCAGUCCCAGGCCACAGCGGCGGGAGGCGGCAGGAGGAGGUCUCCAAGUGGGAGGGGGACCACAUCAUUUGCACGCGCAGUAUUAUCAACACCAUGGUGGCAUGCGUCCUCCCUCGGAGCACAUCUACUCGAGCAUCGACUCGGACUACUCCACGCUGGACAAUGAGCAGCAUAUGCUGAUGAUGCCGCCGCCAGGUGGCGCCACACUCGACGCCCAGCAGCAGCAACGGGCACAGACCUGGCGACCACAGCCAAAGCAACAACUGCAACAGCAACAACAGCAACAACAACAACAUGCAACACUCUCAGUGGUCAAGUCGAAUCCUCAGCAGCAACAACAACAACAACAACAGGCGAGUGUUUCGGGGCAACAACAAGGUCCACAUGUGCAGGCAUAUCUCGUAUAGAGCAGAGCGAGACAGCAACAGCUACAAGUGGGCUAAGAGCAAAAGAGAGGGAGAGAGAGAAGAGAAGAGAAAGAAGAAGUUGAAGAGUCUGUGUUGACAGUGAUUUCUUUAGGGACUGGUUCCUGUACAUCAUUUUAAUUACUAAAAUAUGUGCGAGUUAAAUUAAGAGAAAGAGAUAGCGAUAGUGAGAGUUAAAUAGAAAGAGAGAGAGAGGAAGAGAGAGAAGAGCAGUGUUAGUGUUAGAGUUGGACAGAAAAGCAAUGCUAAUGUGUUGCAAGUUGAGUUAAAAUCACAGCAUAGAACCCCAACACAAAAAAGGGGUGCCCUUUUUCCCCCCUACACUUCCCUCCUCCCCCAACUGCUACACUGCAGGAAGUGUGCGCAGCGUAACAAAUAUUUUGUUAGUCAGUGUAAAGUCAUUUUAGUUGCACUAAACAAACAUAAAUCCAAGUACAUUAAACACACAGACACAGACAGAAGCACACUUGAGAUACAGCUAAAAGAUACAAGAUACAAGAUACAAUUGCAGUUGCAUUUUGUUGAACGUGUGUGUGUGUGUGUGUGUUUGUUGUAUUUAUGUAACAAGUCGCAUGUGUAACAUGACUUGUGUGGGGCAGAAAGACAGAGCGAGAGAGAAACAAUGAGUGAGAGAGGGAGAGGGGAGUCGAGACCCCUAACAAUGUCAAGCUGCAAAGUUUUCUAAAGUUACCAGUCGAGUGGAACUUUUGUUUCUUGUGGUUAUUCUGCCUUCAGCCUCACCCUAAACUCAUUCAUUUUCAUUUUCUCAUUUUCUUAGUUGAAAAUGCGUUUAGAGCAUUUCUCUGAUAACUUUUUAAUAUGCUUUUAAUCAGUUGAGGCCAAGCAACAACUACAAAAACAAACAAGCUUAAGAUUUAUGAACUAAGAACUUUUAACUCAGAUUUUGUAUCUUAGACAUGUGACAGGAAAAUCUAAAGCAACAGUAAGAUUCAUUUUUAUUUGUUUGUUUUAUGUUUUAAAUAAUUUAAAUCAAAUCAAAUAAAUAUUGCAGUUAUUACAAAACUCCUAAAGUAAUUUUCUAACAUUUCUUUGAAGUCUGGCCACACUGGCAUUGCUCUGCUCUCUGAUCUGCUCUCUCCCUGCUUGCCCUUUUGUAAAUAGAAAAAAAAAACUUGAUAUGCCUAAAAUAGAGUUAUGCCUAGGUGAUAAGAAAAUGCCACUGCAAAUACGUAGUCUCCUACAAUUAAUUCAAUAAUCACAUUCAAAACA
Drosophila innubila is the source of this 5556-nucleotide messenger RNA. It is a transcript of the gene Toll-7, whose product is annotated as toll-like receptor 7. Bases 1 to 4308 code for a protein of 1435 amino acids. Gene Ontology annotation, biological process: signal transduction. Lineage: Eukaryota; Metazoa; Arthropoda; Insecta; Diptera; Drosophilidae. The record is from RefSeq and is a predicted model, not a curated record. The transcript has 2 exons. Gene Ontology annotation, molecular function: protein binding.